CCCGGGGGCCGGGGGCUCGGGUGAGGCUGAGCCCGGGCCUGGCCGCCAGGAGCCGGGACCGGAGCCUCAGCAUCGCCGCCAUCCGCCUCCCCGCUGGGGUCAGGGGUCACGGCGGAGCCCGGAGUCGCCCCCAGAAACCGCACAAAGUAGCCCGAGGCGCGCGCGCGCUGGUUACGGUGGUGGAUGGGGAGAGGGUCAGUCAGUCAGUCAGUGAGUGAGUGAGUGAGCGGUCACUCGGUGGAUAUUUGGAUUAGUUAAACUGACUGAGCGAGAGAGAGAGAGAGAGGCGGUAAGCGAAAGGCACGAUGUCGCUGUACGAUGACUUGGGCGUGGAGACCAGCGAUUCGAAAACAGAGGGCUGGUCCAAAAACUUCAAGCUCCUUCAGUCCCAGCUGCAGGUGAAGAAGGCGACGCUCACGCAGACCAAGACACAACGGACAAAGCAGAGCACUGUCUUAGCUCCGGUCAUAGAUCUAAAGAGAGGGAGCUCUAGUGAAGACAGACAGAUCGUUGACACACCACCUCAUAUAGCCUCAGGCUUAAAGGACUCUGUGCCGAGCGGAUUCUUAUCUGGAGAGGCGUUAAUCCCGUUGGCUGAUGAGUACGAUCCCAUGUACCCGAACGACUACGAGAAAGUUGUGAAACGCCAGCGGGAGGAGAGGCAGCGGCAGCGGGAGCUGGAGAGACAGAAGGAAAUCGAGGAGAGAGAAAAGCGAAGAAAAGAGCGACACGAGCAGCCGACCGGAUUCGCCCGAAGACCAGACCCCGACUCCGACGAGGACGAAGAGCGAGACAAAGAGAGGAGGAAGAGAACUCGGUGUCCGGCGGCUUUCACAAAUGUGGGAGGAGCAGCGAUUGCACCACCUUCGUCACUCGUCGAGAAGGACAAAGAGCUCAUUCCGCCUUUCCAGUACGAGGAGGAGGCCAGAUCGCGGGCCACGCCCUCCUCCAAAGCCGCCAUUCCUCCGCCUAUUUACGACGAGCCCCCCGAGAGACCACGCUCCCCACCUGGUCCCACCAACUCCUUCAUUGCCAACAUGGGAGGCACCGUGGCUCACAAGAUCAUGCAGAAGUACGGAUUCCGCGAGGGUCAGGGCCUCGGGAAGCACGAGCAGGGCCUGAGCACGGCGCUGUCGGUGGAGAAAACCAGCAAGCGAGGGGGCAAGAUCAUCGUCGGUGACAGUGCGGAAAAAGUGGAAGCUCCGGCAGCUACCAAAAAAACAGAGGCAAACCCGUUAACAGAGAUCCUAAAAAAUCCCACCAAGGUGGUCUUACUGCGGAACAUGGUGGGGGCAGGAGAGGUGGAUGAUGACCUGGAAGGUGAAACUAAGGAAGAGUGUGAGAAAUAUGGCAAAGUCACUAAAUGCGUUAUAUUUGAGAUUCCUGGAGCGCCUGAUGACGAGGCAGUCAGGAUAUUUGUGGAGUUUGAGAGGGUAGAAUCCGCCAUCAAAGCUGUCGUUGACCUGAACGGAAGGUACUUUGGAGGCCGAGUGGUCAAGGCCUCUUUCUACAACCUGGACAAGUUCCGCCAAUUGGACUUGGGUGACCUUUUCUGAAGCGGUCGGCAUCGCCAGCCUCUCUCUCCACACCCACACCCUCAUCACCCCCUAUGACCCACACCCC
This is a messenger RNA of Callorhinchus milii (elephant shark), 1623 nucleotides long. It is a transcript of the gene rbm17, whose product is annotated as RNA binding motif protein 17. NCBI's taxonomy places the organism in Eukaryota, Metazoa, Chordata, Chondrichthyes, Chimaeriformes, Callorhinchidae. The record is from RefSeq and is a predicted model, not a curated record. Gene Ontology annotation, cellular component: precatalytic spliceosome. Gene Ontology annotation, biological process: alternative mRNA splicing, via spliceosome; mRNA cis splicing, via spliceosome. Gene Ontology annotation, molecular function: RNA binding. The coding region runs from base 306 to 1556 and encodes 416 amino acids. The transcript has 12 exons.